Rhodofomes roseus is the source of this 1011-nucleotide messenger RNA. RefSeq lists its product as uncharacterized. The record is from RefSeq and is a predicted model, not a curated record. Bases 167 to 637 code for a protein of 156 amino acids. The transcript has 3 exons. Lineage: Eukaryota; Fungi; Basidiomycota; Agaricomycetes; Polyporales; Fomitopsidaceae.
CCCCCAGCUUUGUCUUCUCCUUCAGAGCUCAUUGACAGCGAGUGCACUGGUUGCCUUGCUCGAUUUCUUACGUCCAGUCUACUUAACGGCCGCGAUCCUUCUACGACCUUCCCCAUCCAACCACCAGCUCUCCCAUUCCUCCAGAAUCCCACCGUACUCGCUCAAGAUGCGUUUCUCCAACUUCCUGCCUCUUGCCAUCGUCGCCGCCGCGUCCGUUGCGGUAGCGCGUCCCGUUGAUGAUUACAUGUUCGCUGCUCGCAGCAACAGCGAAGUCGCUCUGUCGGAGCGCGACCUCCAGAUCAUCAGCCACUUCGCGCGGGAGUACCUCGCGGCCCGCAGCGACGCAGACCUUUACCUGUCGGCGCGCUCAGACUUCGAAGACGGCGACCUCUUCGAGCGGGAGUACCUCGAGCCCGGGCUGGUCGCCCGGGGCCCGCUUGACCAGCCCCAGCGCGAACACUACAGGACAUUCGACGAGUACGAGAAGGCGUUCCUCGAGUGGAACGCGCGGAUGCGCAAGAUGGACCACGCGGGCAAGAAGAUCCUGAACAAGAACGAGGCGGCGUACAACAAGCACCAGGGUGGAUCGUCGAAGAGUGGAGGGUUGAGCAAGCUAUUUGGGAAGAAGAAGGCGUAGAGUACGCUAUACGGUACUAGCUGGAAGGCGGAAUGACUGCAAGGUCGUUCGCCCCUUGGACUGCGAAUGGAUAUCCGUUUUCGGGAUGUCUUCGGAUGUAUCAGCAAGGCCUACGCAUGUACACUGUGCAGGCUAGAAAUGAUCCUUGAGUAAGAAUCCAGACAAAUAGGCUGACGACGGGAGCGCUAUUCAAUCGUGCGCGUGAUCGGCGACACAUGGACCAGCUCCUGGUGCUAAAUACGGUGUGUAAUUAGCCUGACAAGAAGCAGCUCCUCCGAUGGCGACAUCCGCUCCCCGUGGAUCCGACCAAGGACUUUCUGGGCCUUGCACUCGAACAGCACGUUGUCGCAACUUUCUUACGAGCAUAGGAAUGC